AUGGCGUCAGCAGAACAAAGAGAAUCUUUAAGAGAAGAUAUUGAAUUAUAUAAAAAUACAGGGUAUUUUGAGGAAGAAGUAAAUGAAACAAAUGAGAAAAAUGAGGAUGAAGAAAAUGACGAAGAGGAUGAAGAAAAUGAAGAGAAGAAUAAUGAUAACAAUGAACAUUAUAAUGAGAAUGAAGAAAAUAAGAGUGUGGGAGAUAGAGAAAAGGAUAAAAAUGACAAUAGUGAUAAUGAGAGUAAUGAAGAAGAAAAUGAAGAGAGUGAAGAUAGAGAAGAUAGUUAUGAUCAAAAUGAUGAUAGUAAUA
Racocetra persica is the source of this 310-nucleotide messenger RNA. Lineage: Eukaryota; Fungi; Glomeromycota; Glomeromycetes; Diversisporales; Gigasporaceae. The record is from the annotation of a GenBank genome assembly.